AUGAAAUGGGGUCUUCGAGACGCCGCUCGCACACAUGUGAUAAUCCCCUGCAUAGUUCGCCGAGCACCCAGCUGCCAGCCUGUCAGUCCGUCCACACGGCGCAGUAGGUGGGUGAAGCCGUGCCAGGGCUGUCCUAAACCUGACAGAUCAGUCUGUCUGCGUGUAGUCCUCAUGAGCGUGCGGCCUGGUUACACCCAGCCGCCUCUGCCCCUCUGGCCUCCCUGCCCCUCUGGCCUCCCUGCUCCUCUGGCCGCCGCCCUGCCCCUCUGGCCGCCCUGCCACUCUGGCCGCCGCCCUGCCACUCUGGCCGCCCUGCCCCUCUGGCCACCGCCCUGCCCCUCUGCGCGCCCUGCCCCUCUGGCCGCCCUGCCACUCUGGCCGCCGCCCUGCCACUCUGGCCGCCCUGCCCCUCUGGCCACCGCCCUGCCCCUCUGCGCGCCCUGCCCCUCGGCCGCCCUGCCACUCUGGCCGCCCUGCCACUCUGGCCGCCCUGCCACUCUUGGCCGCCCUGCCACUCUGGCCGCCCUGCCACUCUGGCCGCCGCCCUGCCACUCUGGCCGCCCUGCCCCUCUGGCCGCCCUGCCACUCUGGCCGCCGCCCUGCCCCUCUGGCCGCCCUGCCACUCUGGCCGCCCUGCCACUCUGGCCGCCCUGCCCCUCUGGCCGCCCUGCCACUCUAGCCGCCCUGCCACUCUGGCCGCCCUGCCACUCUAGCCGCCCUGCCACUCUGGCCGCCCUGCCCCUCUGGCCGCCCUGCCACUCUAGCCGCCCUGCCCCUCUGGCCGCCCUGCCCCUCUGGCCGCCCUGCCACUCUAGCCGCCCUGCCCCUCUGGCCGCCCUGCCACUCUGGCCGCCCUGCUCCUCUGUGGCUUUAGUCUGGAAUCUUCAGACCUGGCCUCACCUCUUAAAUUUAGACCCUGAGACGCACAGCUAA
Messenger RNA from Knipowitschia caucasica, 933 nucleotides. The record is from the annotation of a GenBank genome assembly. NCBI's taxonomy places the organism in Eukaryota, Metazoa, Chordata, Actinopteri, Gobiiformes, Gobiidae.